UAUAUAUAUAUUUGUACAUUGGGGUCUCUGCACAGCUGCCAACGAAACAGAAAAACCUGAAACAAUGGACGACCAAAACGACGGCAUCGUGACUCCCAGCUUGGAUUUCCAGCGCCUCAGAGUGAUCUCGGCGCUGGGGCGCGGGGCCAAGGGCGUGGUGUUUCUGGUGGAGGACGAGGAGGCGGCGGAGUUCAUGGCGUUGAAGGUGAUUUCCAAAGACUUGAUCGAGAGGCGGAGCAAGGAGCCGAAGAGCGACGGCAGCGAGUACCGAAGAGUCUGCUUCGAGCAGCAAGUGCUGCGUCGUUUCAACCAUCCGCUUCUCCCCAAACUGCGUGGCGUUUUGGACACUGAGAAGCUCGUCGGCUACGCCAUUGAUUACUGCCCCGGCCGCGAUCUCAAUUGCCUCAGAAAACGACAAACCGAGCGGAUGUUCUCGGAUGAUGUCAUCAGAUUUUACGCGGCGGAAUUGGUUCUGGUGUUGGAGUAUUUGCAUGGAUUGGGAGUGGUUUACAGAGAUUUGAAGCCGGAGAACAUUAUGAUCCAAGAAAACGGCCACAUUAUGCUCGUCGAUUUCGAUCUCUCCACCAAGCUCUCGCCGAUGAAGAAUGCUCAAUCGGUUCGGAUCAGUUCAAACUCCACAGCUGAAUCCAGCGCGGUCCAGAAGAAGCGAUGCUCCCUAUUCCAACGGUUCUGCAACAAGGGGAUUUCGCCGGACGACUCUGUCUCGCCCGCCGAAAGCAGUUUAAACUCGGGCAAACCCGGUUCGGACUCCUCUGAGAAGUCGAACUCGUUCGUCGGAACGGAGGAGUACGUGGCUCCCGAAAUCGUUUCUGGCAGCGGCCACGAUUUCGGCGUCGAUUGGUGGUCCCUUGGGGUGCUUCUUUAUGAGAUGUUAUACGGUGCGACGCCGUUUAGGGGGUCCAAUAGAAAAGAGACGUUUUAUCGGAUACUUACGAAGGAACCUGAGCUGACAGGUGAAACGACGGCGUUGAGGGACUUGAUUUCGAAGUUGCUGGAGAAGGAUCCGAAACAGAGAAUCGGGCCGGGUGAAAUCAAGGGCCACGAUUACUUUAGAGGGGUCGAGUGGGAUUUGAUUUUGCGAGUCUCGAGGCCGCCGUACAUUCCCGAAAUUGCGACUGACGGUACGGAUGGAAUUAACAAAAAUAUUGACAUGGAGACGGUUGUGCAAGGAAUAUUCGGAGGUGCAGAUGGUGGGGCGAAUAAAGGGAAUGAGAAUGAUGAGAAUAAGAAUAAUAAUGAGAAGCAAAAUGUAAAUAGAAGAGAAUGGGUGGAGGGAUUGAAUCACAACCCCACCCAAGAAAAUGCAUUUUUGGUUUUCUAACUAAUUUUUUUUUUUUUUGUAAUUGAGGGGCAUCAUUAGCUUGUUUAUGUUAUUUAAACCUUAAUUAACUGUAAUAAUUUUGAGUUAUUUUUUUAUUAUAUUGGGCAAAAGCGUUUCUCUUUGCACGCAA
Molecule: messenger RNA, 1472 nt
Organism: Prunus persica (peach)
Lineage: Eukaryota; Viridiplantae; Streptophyta; Magnoliopsida; Rosales; Rosaceae
Product: serine/threonine-protein kinase OXI1
Exons: 2
Coding region: 65-1342 (425 amino acids)
Biological process (GO): protein phosphorylation
Cellular component (GO): nucleus; plasma membrane; cytoplasm
Molecular function (GO): protein serine/threonine kinase activity; ATP binding
Source: RefSeq, a predicted model, not a curated record